Molecule: messenger RNA, 1034 nt
Organism: Rhinolophus ferrumequinum (greater horseshoe bat)
Lineage: Eukaryota; Metazoa; Chordata; Mammalia; Chiroptera; Rhinolophidae
Gene: CD48
Product: CD48 molecule
Exons: 5
Coding region: 132-974 (280 amino acids)
Source: RefSeq, a predicted model, not a curated record
UGGAGAGAAAAGGUCAGUGAGUAUUUCCCUCUUACCCAGGGCCAGGAACUCAAGAGCAUUGGAGCCCUCCGUUCCUUUCUAGCCUGGUUCUUGCCUGGCUCCAGCCUUCCUGGAAACCUCUGGAGAGUAGCAUGUACUCUGGAGGGUCGAAGUGGUGUCUGGCUCUGGAACUUCUCCUUCUGCCUCAUUUGUUCCUGAAGACCAGCAUUCAAGAGAAAUUUCAUGAUCUACCAUCCACAAGAUGGAGGCCCAGAAAAGAUGGUGGUGUAGUUCCAGUCGAAAUCCACAGGACUGAGAACCAUGGAAGCCAAUGUUCAGGUCAUUCAGAACAUCCAGUGUUUGCGGUCUCCGGCAGCAAUGUGAGUCUUCAAAUCUCCAAUUUGCCUGAUAACCACAAAAAACUCACCUGGUUUUACACUACCAACCAGAAGAUUGUAGAAUGGGAGUCCAACAAGCCUGAACCUUACUACUUCCAUUCUAAAUUUAAGGACAGGCUCACAUUUGAUCGUCGAAAUGGCACACUCCACAUCUAUAAGGUCCUGGAAACAGACAGCAGUACCUACCUCCUGAAGGUGUUAAAGGAGGCUGGGGCAGAAGAGGAAUGGAAGAUCCCACUGGAGGUGUUUAAUCCUGUACCUAAGCCUGACAUAAGAAUUGAGAAGAUACAAGAAGUGAACAACAGCUGUUAUCUGAUCCUGUCAUGUGUGAUCUUCAACCAGUCUCUCAAUUAUACCUGGUAUAGGGACUCAGGGCCCGUUCCAAAAGAGCUCCAGAGUGGUGUGCUUGAAAUCACCAUCAAGCCACAAAACUACUCCAGGUUUUACACCUGCCAAGUCAGCAAUCCUGUGAGCAACAGCAGUAAUACAGUCUACUUCACUUCAACCUGUAAACUGGCCCUAUCCUCUGGAGUAGCUUGGAUUGCAACGUGGCUAGUGGUCAUGGUGUCCACCAUUCUUGGCCUCCCAUUGACCUGAGAAAACUCUCCUAACUCAAGAGUGAAACUUCAAGACUGCAGGAUCUUGCCUUUGUCAGCA